Messenger RNA from Adineta steineri, 2304 nucleotides. The record is from the annotation of a GenBank genome assembly. NCBI's taxonomy places the organism in Eukaryota, Metazoa, Rotifera, Eurotatoria, Adinetida, Adinetidae.
AUGCCUGCACCACCACCACGACGCUCAUUAGCUGCACGACGUCGUACAACAAAAAUUGUUGAAUUUGAAGAUGAUAUUGAUGAUAAAGAAAAUUCUCUUAAUGAUAGUCUUUCAGGACGACGACCAUCACGCGUUGUAAAUAAUUCAUUUAAUGGUAUUGAUGAUCAACCCGUUCAAACGCCAAGACAAUUAGUUGAUUUAUAUCAAAAAACGGUUGAAUUAGCAUCCCAAGGAAAAAUUAAUAUAAAAAAUGCAUUUAGUAUUCCACUUGUAGAACGUUUACCCCAGAUUUUAAAUGCUAUUGCACUUGAUGAUAAAGAAAAUCAUCAUCUAGGACCAAAUUUUGUUAAAGCUGGUUCAGUUAUUGAUACGAGUGCAAAAAUCUAUGGUUAUCGUGUUGAUGCUCUACAAAUUGAAACUCAAAAAUUAAGCGGAAAUAUUCUAAAUACUGAAGAAGAAGGAACAAUUGAUGGAAAAAAUAAAGAAGAUGAUCAAACAGAUGGUAAUAAUGAAAAUAUUGAUUCGGAACAAGCUGAAAUAAAAAAACCCGUACGUCGUGUUAAAGCUAAAACAGCUACAUUUAUUUUAACGGAUUUAUCCAAAAUAACACUUGAACAUGAAUUUCAAUUUCAUCCAUUUCAACCACCAAAUAUGUGUCAAUGGCGUGGUGGUGUUGGUGCAGAUUCUAUCUAUGCUGAAAUGGUUUCAAGUACAAUGUAUUCAUCAAGUGAUUAUCCUCUUAUUGAUGGUUUUACUAAUGCAAACAGUCGAAUAGAUGAACAACAAAGUAAUAUUGAUAGUAUUCUUGAUCAAACUAUAACUAAAAUGAUUGAUUUAACAUCAUUACGUAAUGUUAUUAAAAUAAAUGAAGGACAUGAUCAUAUUCUUGGAAAUCAAACAUUACGUGAUUUUGUAUUUAAUGAACUUCCAAGUGGUUCAUUUAUAAAUACAAUUCAUGAAAGUUGUCUUGGACAAAUGGAUGAAAGUAUGAAUAAAUCGUAUGUAAAUAAUGAUGAUAUUGAUAACGAGGAUGGAUAUAAUCAUGAAGAAUUAAUGCAUGCUGCUAUUGAUGAUCUUAAUGAUGAUCAAUCACAAGCAAAUGAAGUUUUCAAAAAUGCAUUGAAUGAAUUAAGUAAUCCAGAUCCAUCAAGUAUACAUUCGAAUUUUCAAUCACAACAAUCGAUAAAUUCUAAUCUUCCAUCGACAAAUGGUCUCUUAUCAUCAUCUUUCAUGAGUGCAAUAUCAUUUGCUGAUCAAAUGCCAAAUUUAUUACAUUCAAAAGAUGUUCAAUCAGACUAUUCAUAUUUUGAUGCAACAAAACUUAAACUAUUUGCUGGACCUAAUAUAUGGAAAUUUACUAAUUUACUUAAUACAAACGCGCCGACAGUAAAUACAUCAAUUGUUCAACAACAACAACAAGCACCUGUAACACCACAUAAAAUUACUAGUAUAGCAAAAGAAGGAGGUGGAACAAAACGAAAUAUUCGUAUUGAUAUAUCCAAUCAUGUUUCAAUUGAUCAAAUUAUGUUUGGUAAUAAUAAUAAUUAUGGUCGAGAUAAAAAAGUAGUUAGCACAAGUCAAAGUUCACUUUUAUUACGUAUACGUGAAAAAAGUCUUAAUCAAAUGCAAUUAGCUAGAAAAAUACGUCCAUUAACUGAUUUAACAAAUUCACAUAAUUUCCCGGAUCUUAAUUUUGAACAUUUGGAUUUGAUAAAUCGUCGACGAGAAAGACAACAACAACAAAUUGGACAAUAUCAUGAUCAAGAAGAUUUUAAUGAGCAUGAUUUUCAUGGUGAUGGUAAUCAUCUUGAUGGUGAAAAUGAACCAUUAUCUGCAAUUGACUAUGAUUUUGCUCGUCCAAUUCAUUAUGAAAAAAUCGAAUUUGCUAAAGGUUCAUCAACUGUCAAUGCAAAAAAUCUUAAACGUCAAAUAAUUGAAGAAUUUGCACGACAAAAAACUGAACAACAACGUACAUUAUCUCUUAAUUCAAGUACAAUCAGUCAGCAAUCAUCAAUCUUAUCUUCACAAUCCGAAUCUCAACAACAACAAGAACAACAACCACUAGUUGAAUUUUCAAUUCUCUGUGAAAAUUUAGCUGAUCAUGGUCAUUUAUCAUUAGAAACAGAUUUAGCAUCAGCAUUCUAUUGUAUGUUAAUUAAUUGUAAUGAAAAUAAAUUAUUUCUAAAAAAUAAUUCGAAACGUGAUGAUUUAAUUAUACAAGAACGUCCAUUUAUGGAUCAACGAGAUGUUUCAACUUUAUCCUAUUCAUAUGUAAGUCAUUCAAAUUUAUCUGUUGUUAAUUAA